GGAAGAUACGGAGGUGAAUAAGGGCGGUUUAUUUGCCAUAUGUGCUUAUGAUGGCAAAGCAUUGUAAAAAGAAAUUCGAGAGUGGAAGAUAUGGAGGUGAAGAAGGGCAGUUUAUUUGCCAUAUGUGCUUAUGAUGGCAAAGUAGUGUAUAAGGAAAUCGUGAGGUCUACGGAAGAGUUCAGUGAAACGUAUUGCAUUGGGAAAGGAGGUUGUGGAAGUGUUUACAAAGCACAGCUUCCAUCAGGCGAGGUAGUAGCUGUAAAGAGACUUCAUAACAUACCUAAUGUGGCAAAGGAUAAAAGUUUCUUGAAUGAGAUCAGGGCCUUGACAGAAAUCAAGCAUCGAAACAUUGUGAAACUCUUUGGCUUCUGCUCAAAUGCUCAGCAUUCUGUUUUGGUUUAUGAGUACCUCGAAAGAGGAAGCUUGGCCAAUAUCUUGAGCAUAGAAGAAGAAGCUAAGGAACUAGACUGGCAAAAGAGGUUGAAUAUCGUCAAAGGCGUCGCUCAUGCUUUAUCUUACAUGCAUCAUGAUUGUUCACCACCAAUUGUACACCGAGACAUAUCAAGCAACAACAUUUUGCUUGAUCCAGAAUGUGAGGCUCAUGUUUCAGAUUUUGGCACUUCCAAGUUUCUCAGAAGAGACUCAUCUAACUGGAGUUCUCUUGCAGGCACAUAUGGAUAUGUUGCACCGGAAUUUGCCUACACAAUGAAAGUUAACGAGAAGUGUGAUGUUUAUAGCUUUGGGGUCCUGGCAAUGGAAGUAAUCAAAGGAAAGCAUCCUGGUGACUUGAUUGCUAAUCUAUUGUCUUCAAAGCUUGAAGAGAUAGAGCUAAAAGACUUGUUAGACCAAAGACUUCUGUAUCCCAAUCAAGAAAUUGAAAAGAAUCUGAUAUCCAUUCUCAAACUAGCAAGAGAAUGUCUACAUGUUGAUCCUCAAUGUAGGCCAACAAUGCUCAUUCUUUCCAGGUUGAUAUCUACAUGUUGAUCCUCAAUGUACUAUCAGCAGCAGAUGAUAUGAUGCAGAGUAUGUAUUCUGUGUAAAAAUAAACUCUGCCUAGCGAAUAGAGUUUAUGGAUUUGAUACAAAAACUAGUAUA
This is a messenger RNA of Coffea arabica (coffee), 1095 nucleotides long. RefSeq lists its product as uncharacterized. Gene Ontology annotation, biological process: protein phosphorylation. Gene Ontology annotation, molecular function: ATP binding; protein binding; protein kinase activity. The record is from RefSeq and is a predicted model, not a curated record. Lineage: Eukaryota; Viridiplantae; Streptophyta; Magnoliopsida; Gentianales; Rubiaceae.